AUGGCGAAACCUCGAAAGAGCGCUGAAAUUUUGAAAUUGGAAGAAGUUGCAGAAAAAGGCUACGAUGGAAAAGCUGUGAGAGUUAUAGGAAGAUUGAAGAUGCAAGAUAAUGUCAAUUGUCUGGCUGUCUUAUCCAGCGUGGAACGUGACAGCACUGUAGAACUCACUGUUGACACUAAGUUAGUUAUGCCAGUCUCCUUACGCCCAUCCUCCCUUUAUCAGUUUUUUGGAGAACUGGAUGACUCCGAUGACCAUUUCAUUCUGCGAGCGCGAAUUGUUACAUGUGUUGAUGGUAUGGACGUAAUCCAGUACUACAAAGUAUUAGAUAUUCAACGGAAGUACCUUGCAAAUAGACAACCAAAAUACGAAAUGACUACCAAUACAGUUUGCCUUAAAGAUUUUCAUAGGACAACUGCUACGUCAUGUAAUCGCUUCUAGGAUGACUGAUAGUAUAGUGUUCACAUAUUUCAAAUGAAGGCCAAACUGUAAAUUAUUUGUGAAACUACCAAAACAACAAUAGUCAACAACUUAGUGACAAGUACAGCGCCCUCUCUUGAUGAUAUGAAAGAAGAAAUUACUUCUAAACAGGAAUGUUUUAUUUCUUUAAGACAUUCUCAUACCUAGUGUCAGAAUGUUCUCUUGAA
Messenger RNA from Saccoglossus kowalevskii, 644 nucleotides. RefSeq names its product CST complex subunit TEN1-like. The record is from RefSeq and is a predicted model, not a curated record. Gene Ontology annotation, molecular function: single-stranded DNA binding; telomeric repeat DNA binding; telomerase inhibitor activity. NCBI's taxonomy places the organism in Eukaryota, Metazoa, Hemichordata, Enteropneusta, Harrimaniidae. Gene Ontology annotation, biological process: negative regulation of telomere maintenance via telomerase. Gene Ontology annotation, cellular component: CST complex.